Molecule: messenger RNA, 872 nt
Organism: Lytechinus variegatus (green sea urchin)
Lineage: Eukaryota; Metazoa; Echinodermata; Echinoidea; Temnopleuroida; Toxopneustidae
Exons: 4
Coding region: 1-753 (250 amino acids)
Source: RefSeq, a predicted model, not a curated record
AUGUGCAUAGAACCCUGUUGUCCUUACCAUCUUAUUUUGAAAGGUGUCCAAAGUAUCUCGAAUUCUUUGAGGAUCGUGUGCGGAAAGGAGAGAGAAGACGACGAAUGGCACCCAAGGCUGACGCAUACUCUACAAGAGCUCAAACCAUCUCAACUUUCAAACCUUGGUAUCGCCUUGCCUUACGUUUCAACUGCAAUGCGAAUGACAACAUGUGUAACACCAGACCCAUGCCUAAAUGGAGGGACCCGCAUCGUAGAGGGCGGUGUUUAUCGAUGCCUGUGUGCAGGGGAUCAUGUUGGACAAUACUGCCAAUCUUGCCGAGUAAACUGGAACAUGCAUCGUCCAAUAGGCAAGCUAUUCUACGACGCGUUCCGCCCCCUUGGUGGAAAAACAAGACUGUCAUUCAAAAUCCGAGGAAUUAACUCAUUUAUAUCAAUCAAACUCGAAAGUGACUGGUAUGCCAUUUUUGGAAUAUGCAAUGGCUCUGCCAUUCGAUACGCUACCAUACAUAUGAUGAAAGACCUCGUGUGGAGCCAAAACAAAAGGUCUGAUCCUCUCUCGUUUCGGUGCGGCACAUCAAGAUUCGAAUCGUAUUGGAUUGAAAAGACCGAUAGCCACUUUCAGCUGGGACUUGGUGGGAACUCGACUCCGGUUGUGGAAAUGCCAUGGAGCAGACAAGAGGUCAUUGCCAAAAUCGGCUUGAGUAUCAACCGUGAUACAGAGUGGAGGGUAGACCAUCCUUGCAUUCGUUAGCAAAGAUUGGGAGAGGCUUAUUCAGAUAAUCUGAACCGGCGAACAUCACCCGUACCAUCAUCAUCAUUAUCAUCAUCAUCAUCGUCGUCGUCGUCAUCAACAUCCUCAUGUAAUCACCA